Molecule: messenger RNA, 1919 nt
Organism: Lingula anatina
Lineage: Eukaryota; Metazoa; Brachiopoda; Lingulata; Lingulida; Lingulidae
Product: isopentenyl-diphosphate Delta-isomerase 1-like
Biological process (GO): isoprenoid biosynthetic process; isopentenyl diphosphate biosynthetic process
Cellular component (GO): cytoplasm
Molecular function (GO): isopentenyl-diphosphate delta-isomerase activity
Source: RefSeq, a predicted model, not a curated record
AGAGAAUAUGUUGAUGAAUAUCGAUAAUGUUGAUUUGAAACAAACCAGAUUUAUAUAAAUAUUACAUUUUUAAUUGCACAUGGUUAAUUUAAAGAUCUUCUCUCGAUCAAAUAAAACAUAUGAGUAACCAGACACUGUCCCAUUUCGGUCUACGAUCUCAAACACGCGAUUAUUCACAUCAGCUGAUGUCGUUCGAUGAGAAUCAACAAAUCACCGGUGGCGAUCAGAAAAUGUAAACAAAGAAAUGACCGGGGUGUUUAAAAACCUGCUAAGACGGGGCCUCUUCCAGGGAAGGUUCCAGACAGCAAGCAUGUCACAAAUAACAGCAGGUCUAGACGCCACCCAAGUACAGCUCCUCCAGGAGGAGUGUAUCCUCAUAGAUGACAAUGACAAAAAUAUAGGUACUGCCAGCAAGAAAGACUGCCAUCUACUAGAAAACAUUAAUAAAGGCAUGCUACACAGGGCUUUCAGUGUAUUCUUGUUCAACAGCAGUGGGCAACUUCUCUUACAGCAGAGGUCUGAUGAGAAAAUCACAUUCCCAAGUCAUUUCACAAACAGCUGCUGCAGCCACCCUCUGAACAUUCCUGGUGAGACAGACGAGACCAGGGCAUUAGGAGUAAAGAGGGCAGCACAGAGGAAGCUACAGCACGAGCUGGGCAUACCACCACAUCAGGUUCCAGUGGAGGAGUUUCAGUAUUUGACCCGUAUUCAUUACCAAUCUGGAAAUGUACCAAAAGAUGGCAAGUGGGGAGAACAUGAAAUAGACUACAUCCUUUUUAUCCAGGCUGACGUAGAUGUGGAACCCAAUCAAAAUGAAGUGAAAAGUUACAGAUAUGUGAAUAAAGAACAGUUGAAAAGCUUUUUAGCUGGUGCUGAGAAAGAGGGGCACCUCAUUACACCAUGGUUCAAACUGAUUGUGGACAACUUUUUGUACAAGUGGUGGGACAACCUUACAGACCUCAGCAUCUUCAAAGACCACAGCCAUAUUCACAGAAUGAUCUGAGAAAAUAUUGGCAUUUAUUAAGGUCUUUCACACAAUAAUUGGGAUACUUGGAGCACAAAGAAAGAACAGAAACCGGUGCAUUGUCAUUAGUGCAGUAUCCUUUAUCGGAAUUGGGUCUAUCUAGCCAUAUUCAGAGAGUAAUUUUAAUUCAUUGGCUGACUCAGGACCAAGAAGUGGUUCAUAGCUGUUACCACUGACCUCCUGAAUUAAGAAUGUGAUACAAAUAAUGAGGAGAUGAUUUAUUUAGUAAAUGAUGAAUAUCGCAUGAUUCGUGAAAUAUGCAGAGUCACAGUUUUUAAACAGUUUCUUACUUGCAGUUAGGUAGUUACAGGGAUUUCUGGAAGGAUUUCUGACAUAUUUGGGGAGCCAAAAAUAUCAUUGGCCAAGGCUGACCCCUGGACACUGUGCCAUGUUUUCUGACUUUUUCACUAAAUGACAGUCUCAUCCCUAUAGUAGGAUGACAUUGUGUUGUAUACUGAAUAUGCAUUUUGCCUUGGAUAUAUCUCCGCUGGGGUAUAAAAUAUCUCUUUAAUGAUACAACAGCUACCCCCUACCAGGUCUUCACAUUAGGGCUAAUUGGACAGGAGAACCAGCAGACACCUCUAGACUUUUACCCUGACCUUUUAAAUAAAAGAUAUAAUGUAAAUUGUUUUUAUGCCAUUUUAUGAUGGUUUGUUAUGGAUUAUGAUGAGAAAAAGAAUCCCUCAGGAGAUGCUCUUAGCAGAAUCUAUGUUAAUAGAUAAAACAAAGCUGUGUGCCCCAAGGAGUCUCAAGAAUGGAUUACUUUGUUUUUUCAGUCUUAGACCAAAUUAAAAUUACGCCAAAUGCCUUAGACUGCAUCACACAGAUUUUAGAUCGAUCUAUCCCCGUGGGGAGUCUCACUAGAUUGCCGUCAGCUUAGCCAGCUUAAAUGUCU